AUGGACGGCACAUCCCAGCUGGAGCAGUACCUGGAACGCUGUGACGGGCAGGAUGAUAUCUCAACUAGUCCUCAGCUGUUUGCUCCCAUGAGCCCUUAUGACAUAGACCUUCCAAUUCAGACAACUCCAGAUGCACCAUUUGCUUCUCAAUUUAAUCAGCCUAAAGACCUCCCUCCAGACUUCUCCUCCGUGGAUCUCAGCUUUCUUCCAGAUAUUAGCCAAGAUGACCAAGAACAAAAUCCCUCUGAGGAAGGUCAUGAAAUGCAAAAAGAGCUUGAUGGACCUGUGUCAAGAAAUGAGGACAGCGGGGUCUUUACGGAGGAAAGCAGUUUGGGAUGGCCGGACGCAACGCAGCCAUCCUCUGACACGUCUGGUGUCUGUCCCCCUCUGACCCCAAUGACACCCGUGACCCCCGUGACGCCUGCAUCCGAAAGCUCCGGCAUAGUCCCUCAGCUACAGAAUAUAGUGUCGACUGUAAACUUGGCUUGUAAACUAGAUCUGAAGAACAUAGCUCUGCACGCCAGAAAUGCAGAGUAUAACCCAAAGAGGUUUGCUGCUGUGAUCAUGAGGAUCAGGGAACCACGAACAACAGCCCUUAUUUUCAGUUCAGGAAAAAUGGUCUGCACAGGAGCAAAAAGUGAAGAGCAGUCACGGCUUGCAGCAAGGAAGUAUGCACGUGUGGUGCAGAAGCUUGGGUUCCCUGCCAAGUUUCUGGAUUUCAAGAUACAGAACAUGGUUGGGAGCUGUGACGUGAGGUUUCCCAUCCGGCUGGAAGGGCUGGUUCUCACCCAUCAGCAGUUCAGUAGCUAUGAACCUGAACUAUUUCCUGGACUUAUUUAUAGGAUGGUCAAACCAAGGAUAGUGCUGCUCAUCUUCGUGUCUGGAAAAGUUGUUCUGACUGGAGCAAAAGAGCGUUCUGAAAUCUAUGAGGCAUUUGAGAACAUCUAUCCCAUUCUAAAAGGAUUCAAGAAGUCAUCAUAA
This is a messenger RNA of Tinamus guttatus (white-throated tinamou), 981 nucleotides long. It is a transcript of the gene TBPL2, whose product is annotated as TATA-box binding protein like 2. NCBI's taxonomy places the organism in Eukaryota, Metazoa, Chordata, Aves, Tinamiformes, Tinamidae. The record is from RefSeq and is a predicted model, not a curated record. Gene Ontology annotation, molecular function: DNA binding. Gene Ontology annotation, biological process: DNA-templated transcription initiation.